AUGAGCCAACGUACUGCUGUCGUCCUUAUUGAUCCGCUCAAUGACUUUCUCCACCCCGAUGGAAAGUUGUAUCCUCUUAUCAAGGAUAGUUUGGAAUCGUCCAACUCUCUUGAACAUAUAAAGGAGCUGGUUGCCGGCGCAAGAGAUGCUCGCAUUCCUAUCUUCUAUGGUCUCCAUCAGAUCACCAAGGAUGGAACUUACUCAGGCUGGAACCACAUGAAUGCGUCGCAGGUUAGAAUUAAACAGAAUGUGGCCUUUUCCGAAGAUUUUGGUGGUCAGAUUCUGAAAGAACUGGAACCUCAGCCUAGCAAUGGCGAUGUAGUUGUCUCUCGACACUGGAACAGCAGUUCGUUUUCGAACACCGACCUGGAGUAUCAACUCCGGCAGCAUGAUAUUACUCACGUCGUGUUAGCGGGUUUAGCCACUAACACAUGUGUGGAGUCUACUGCGCGUGCUGCUCGUGAAAUUGGCUUCCAUGUCACUUUGAUUACUGAUGCAACUGCGGCUUUUUCAAUUGAGUUGAAAAAUGCAGCAAUUGAUUUGAUUUGGCCCGUGAUUGCUGAUCAGCUUAUGACGACCAAACAGUGGGUAUCUUCCUUCUCAAAGGGGCGUAUCUGA
Penicillium waksmanii is the source of this 618-nucleotide messenger RNA. Its product is annotated as cysteine hydrolase family protein. Bases 1 to 618 code for a protein of 205 amino acids. Lineage: Eukaryota; Fungi; Ascomycota; Eurotiomycetes; Eurotiales; Aspergillaceae. The record is from RefSeq and is a predicted model, not a curated record. The transcript has 4 exons.